UCAUUCUACUCCGCUAUUGGUUAACGCAGAGCGGGCGUUGAAUCACCAUAGCAACGGCAAGCGGCAAGUUUGUGUGUGCGUAGGGUGCAGAGAAACUUUGUUGCCCCGUCGGCUGAUUACGGCGUCUACCGGACCAACCGCACUGCUGCAGCAAUGAGUGGGUAUUACCAAGGAACAACCAAAACCCAUCAGAUUCCAGUCGAUCAUCUUGACUACAAGUUCAUUGAGGAAUGUAAGGACGUCAAACAUCUUGAGAAGAUCUUGAGAGUUCUCAGGUUGGGAGAGGAAGGCCUCUACCCAGAUCUGACAGCAUUUUGUGAAAAGAGAAUUGAAGCUUUGUCUCCGAACAAUCGCGCCCUAAGAAAAGACAAACCCCCGGCCACUGCAGCGGACUUCUCCUUGGAAGACUGGCAAGAAAUUGGUGGCGAUCUGAAGAAUUUCUUAACAGAAAUAAAACUUACAGAACAAAGGCCUCCCUUCCAGCAAACCACGGAUAAUUUGCCUCCCAUUCGCAACUCUUCUAAUGCUCCAGCAACUAACAAGCAGAAAGGAAAAGAAUAUCAAUCGGCCGGCUCUAAGGUUCCUAGAGACUACAGAGACUGGGAUAGACUUGAUAUUGAAAAGGAACUAUCAGAAAUUGAUAAAAGUAAAGACAACGUUGAACAGUCAAAGACUGUUAUAAACACGACCGCUUCGAAAAUAAAGAAGAACGUUGCUACAAAGGGUAUCAGCUUAGAGCAAAAAAGAUCCCUUGCAGAACGUGAAAAGGACAAAGGGAAUGAAGCAUUCAGAUCUGGGGACUUUGAGGAGGCAAUAUUGUAUUAUAGUCGGAGUAUAUCUGUAUUACCCACAGCAGUUGCAUAUAACAACAGAGCCCAGACAGAGAUUAAACUAAAGAACUGGCAGAAUGCUCUGAAGGACUGUGACCAUGCAUUGGAUUUGGAGCCAGAGAAUGUGAAGGCUCUUCUGCGGCGUGCUGUGGUCAACAAAAACCUGAGUAAUUUUCAGGCUGCAUCCAGUGAUCUGCAGACUAUCCUGCUUCAUGAACCAGAAAAUCCAAUAGCAAAGAAAGUUUUGUGUGAAGUGGAAGAACUACAACAAAAAGAGAAAGCUGAGAAGUCAAAGAAAGGUAGACGAAUCGUCAUUCAGGACAUUGAGGGCUCAGAUGAAGAACAUCAAGACACAUCUGUGAAAGAGAAAGAAGCCGGUGUGACAGUGGGAGGAGGAGAGACUGCAGCCGAGCCGACUGAAAUGGGGAAUGCUCAAAAAAAGUUUUCCCCUAAGAAAGGAUAUGAAAAGGAGGAGGUCAAGCAGAGUCCCAGGCACAGCAAGGAGAACACCCAGAAUGGAGUAAAGAAGGACAACAGCAACGGGAAACCCCAAAACCACCCCGGACAGCCGGAGCAGAUCAGUGGUAAAGCUGCACUGAAGGCUCGCACCGGCAGCCAGGAAGCCAAGCUGUCACCGCAGCCCCUUCCUCUUGCUGCCCAGCUGAAAAAUGAAGGCAACCUGCUUUUUAAGAAUGGGCAGUUCGGGGAGGCUUCCGUCAAGUACUCGGAGGCUAUCGAAAACCUCAAGAACGCAGGUUCAGAGGACGCAGAAGAAUUGGGGAUCUUGUACUCGAACAGAGCAGCGUGCCACCUCAAAGAUGGGAACUGCGCACAGUGCAUCGAGGACUGCAGCAAUGCCCUGGAACUUCAGCCAUUCUCGCUAAAACCACUCUUGCGACGUGCAAUGGCAAAUGAGUCCCUUGAGAAGUACAGGCAAGCGUAUGUGGACUAUAAGGUCGCCCUUCAGAUUGACAGCGGGAUGCAGCUGGCCAACGACAGCAUCAACAGACUUACAAGAACGUUAAUUGAUCUGGAUGGAGACAACUGGAGAGAGAAGCUUCCCCCAAUCCCAUCCGUGCCUGUGUCCACCCAGCUGCAGCAUCAGGAAAAAAACAUGGCCACCACAAAUGCCCGUGCAGAAAAAGAGAUGGGUAAAUCCAUAGAGGAACGUUUCUUGUCCUUGAAACAGGAGGGGAAUGACUAUGUAAAGAAGUGCCAGUACAAAGAAGCAGAGAAGAGAUAUACUGAGUGUCUAGUGUUAAAACCAGAGGAAUGUACCGUGUACACAAAUAGAGCCCUGUGCUACUUGAAGCUGUGCCAGUAUGAAGAGGCCAGGCAGGACUGUGAAUGUGCCCUGCAGAGGGAUGCCUCCAAUGUCAAAGCCUUGUACAGGCGAGCUCAGGCCUACAAAGGAUUAAAGAAAUACCAAGAUUGUGCCAGGGAUCUCCAAAAACUCCUCUCAGUGGAUCCAGGUGUUACGGAAGCAAAAACUCUACUGACAGAAAUCACUCCCCUCUUAUCAACCAAUGGAGAAGAAAAACAGAGGAAGAAGAUCCUGAUAGAGGAGGUGGAGGAGAAAGAGAAGACAUCUAAUCCCAGUAAUGUCGAUGAAGACAAGGACUCGCUGAGGAAGACGCACAGCUCUGGCAUCACAAAGCCCAGCAAUGCCCUGGAAUUUGAGCAGCUCCUGAAUGGGAUGAGGGCAGGAAAGGAUCAGGAAGGCUGUGCCCAUCUACUGUCUAUAAUAGACCCAAAGGACUUACCUGUGUUUCUAAGCAACAAGCUGGAUACAGAGACUCUGCUGCUUAUUGUACAGUCACUAAAGCACCACGUCCUGGAGAAGAAUCCGGCCCUGGUCUACCGCCACCUGGCGCACCUCAGUUCAGCCGACAGAUUUUCGGUGGUGGUCUUACUACUCAACCAAGACGAAAAAGACCAAGUUCAAAGUGUCCUCACGAGUCUGUCAGGAAUGGAGAAUGAGAACUUUGACCGAGAUGCCAUAUCCAACCUCACAAAGACCUACGGACUGUGAACCCCUGUGGGUCAUAUGCACGAUUUAAUUGAUCUUAUCAUUAGGGAACGGUAAACUAUGCAAAUUGACCGUCAAUGUUCUCUUCAUUCUCAUACCGGCUCCAGUCCUGGAAGUGUCCGUGUAAGAAAUAUCUCAUCUGUCCGCUAUGGGCCCCGAUACCUGACCCGAUGAACAAUUCUGACCAUUAUUCCCCUCCCCGAUGUCCUAUUACCACUAUGGUGGCCGCAGUCGGCGCCGUGCUGAAUCUGCCCGUGCAAUGUAUAAUAAACGUGGUCAGUGCACUGUGUUGCGGCACAGUCAUCCAGGUAACACUGUGUAAUAGUUUUUGUUUUCUAUUAAAAAAUCCCAUGAAUACGCAGUAAAUGCA
Messenger RNA from Hyla sarda, 3229 nucleotides. RefSeq names its product sperm associated antigen 1 (gene SPAG1). Gene Ontology annotation, molecular function: heat shock protein binding. The record is from RefSeq and is a predicted model, not a curated record. Lineage: Eukaryota; Metazoa; Chordata; Amphibia; Anura; Hylidae. Gene Ontology annotation, cellular component: cytosol; mitochondrion. The transcript has 19 exons. Bases 154 to 2862 code for a protein of 902 amino acids.